CACACAGCGAACUAACGGUGACCAUGUGGUAGUGUCAUCGCGGAGCGGCUCAUUUUUCUGUCGCCGGAAUACCCAGCUGCACCAAGGCAAACCAAUCAACGCAGGUUACACCAUUAUGGUCAUUGAUCUGCGACGUCACUUUUGAAAUCGGCCCACUACGCACACACACACCCGACCGACCGACCCACCGACGACCACCAUGGGCGGCAACCUCUCGACCAAGCACGCCAAAACCAUCUUCGUCACGCCGGACGGCGCCAUCGGCAUCACGUACGCGUUCGCGCAAGAGUACGCCAAGCACAUGCCGUUCGAGAUCAAGAUGCCCGUGCUUACCCCUCGUCACGUGGCGCUGAUCAAGCAGAACUGGUCCGCCAUUUGCCGAGGCACGAACGCGUUCGACGCGACCAAGCAUGGAUCGCCCGACAAGUUUUUUCACCGCACGUUUUACUCGCUCUUGUUUGCAGUCAUGCCGUCGCUUCGGUGCAUCUUUCGAUCGAGUUUGACGCUGCAGGGCAAAUCGCUGGCGUCGAUCAUCAAGGUCAUGACGAACGUCAUGACUACGAGUCGGAUCGUCGAGCAGAUGCAGGCGCUGGCCACGGGCCACCUCAAGUUUGGCGUCCGGAAAGAUGACUACACGACCAUGGGCGUCACGUUGAUUCGGACGCUCGAAGUGAUCAGCGGCAACGUGUGGUCCAAGGACGUCAAGGAAGCGUACUUGACUGCGUACUGCUUCCUCUACUACCUGCUACUGCCUGUGAUCGCCAAGCGUGCGCCCGAGCCGGCGCAAGAGUCGCUUGCGUGCGCCGUGUCGGCCAUCGAAGUCGUCGCCCCCAACGCGCGGCGCCUGACCCUCAACUACGACUUUCCGCUGCGGUUUCAACCUGGGGACGGCAUCCUCCUCGGCGCAGGUGACACCAAGCGCUGCUUCCCCAUCGCAUCGUUCCAUGCGAACCCGACCAACACGCUUGACAUUGUCGUGGACCUGGCCACGUCCGACUGGCUGUGCCGUCAAGCGAUCGGGUCCAAACUGCGCCUCUUCUGGGUCGAAUCCCACGUCAACUUUGAAAUCGACACCCCCGACACGUUGCCGGCCAACGUCCUCCUCAUCAGCCACGGUGUCGCAUGCGCGCCGUUUGUCGCCAUGAUGCAAGGGCUGUGCAGCGUCCGCGACCAGUACAACGGUCAAGUGGUCGCACUCCAAUGCGCCGACACCAUCGAAGACGUCGAGGCGUUUCAACGUCCGCCGGGGCUCGCCGACUGCGCAAUCCACUUUGCCCCAGAAGUUAACCAAGCCAAACUGCUGGAAAUCGCCCCCACGCUGGCCCAGUUUGAACUAUACGUGGGGGGCCCCCGUGACUUUGUCGCCCAAGUCGAGCGCGAAUAUUUGGCCGCCGGCGGCCGCAAACGAGUGCACGUGUACUCAUUCGACAAGUAUAACCGGUAGACAGCGACGAGUGCCAAGCAACGUCCAAGUUAAUUUAUUCAAUUACAUAUAUGUACGUAUUCCUGUGAAACGUAUUACCAGGUACCGUCGAUAGACUUGUC
Messenger RNA from Aphanomyces astaci, 1545 nucleotides. RefSeq lists its product as hypothetical. NCBI's taxonomy places the organism in Eukaryota, Oomycota, Saprolegniomycetes, Saprolegniales, Verrucalvaceae. The coding region runs from base 200 to 1444 and encodes 414 amino acids. The transcript has a single exon. Gene Ontology annotation, molecular function: FAD binding; nitric oxide dioxygenase [NAD(P)H] activity; oxygen binding. The record is from RefSeq and is a predicted model, not a curated record. Gene Ontology annotation, cellular component: intracellular anatomical structure. Gene Ontology annotation, biological process: cellular response to nitrosative stress; nitric oxide catabolic process.